UCAAUCGAACGGGGCUGUGUGGAAAUAGUUUAUGUUGGGGAAAGGAAAAAGAAAAAAACAAAACAAAACAAAGUUAGGGGUUUAAAUUAGUCGCAUGUGAAGAAAAAAAAAAAUUAACAACGACAACGUGAAACAGACGAAUGUUAUGCUUAUAUGUAAAUUAAUAUGCGUAAUUGUGAAUUUAAAGUUUAGGUGAGCUUUGCUGUCACUCGCCGUGAGGAGUCCGAGUGAGUCACUGACGGGGCGACGUUGUCGCGCGCUCGCUAUUGACUUUUGAGCGGUCAUCGAUCGGAUCGAUUUUCUUUGCGGUUACUGAGCGACGAGGUGCGGGAAUGAGUGCCGCCGGGGUGAAGAAGGGGGCGAGACCAGUCGCCUCUGCAGCUGACUCCAACUCCAACUUGUCCGCUCCGCUGAAUGAGAUCCCCGAUGUGCUGGUGGACCCCCGCCGCCGGCGGCGCUACCUGCGCGGCAAGUUCCUGGGGAAGGGCGGGUUCGCCAAGUGCUACGAGAUCACGGACGUGGAGAGCAAGGAGGUGUUCGCGGGAAAGGUGGUGCCCAAGGCGCUGCUGCUGAAGCCGCACCAGAAGGAGAAGAUGUCCAUGGAGCUCGCCAUCCACAAGAGCCUCGAGCACCCGCACGUGGUGGGCUUCCGCGGCUUCUUCGAGGACGAGGACUUCGUGUUCGUGGUGCUGGAGAUCUGCAGGAGACGGUCCCUCCUAGAGCUGCACAAGAGGAGGAAGUCGGUGACAGAGCCCGAGGCCCGGUACUUCAUGAAGCAGACUAUUCUGGGCUGCCAAUACCUUCACAACAACAAAGUGAUCCACCGGGACCUCAAACUCGGAAACCUCUUCCUAAAUGAUGACAUGGAGGUCAGAAUAGGGGACUUCGGUCUGGCCACCAGGAUUGAGUAUGAUGGCGAGAAGAAGAAGACUCUGUGCGGGACGCCCAACUAUAUCGCCCCGGAAGUGCUGUGUAAGAAGGGCCACAGCUUCGAGGUGGACAUCUGGUCCCUUGGCUGCAUCCUAUACACGCUGCUGGUGGGAAAGCCUCCUUUCGAGACCUCCUGCCUGAAGGAGACAUACGUUCGCAUCAAGAAGAACGAGUACAACAUUCCUCGGCACAUCAACCCAGCCGCGGCGUCCCUCAUUAGGAGGAUGCUCCACCCGAACCCCACGCUGAGGCCCAGCAUCUCCGACCUGCUGGACGAUGAAUUCUUCGCAUCGGGCUACAUCCCUGUGCGGCUCCCCACCACCUGCCUCACCGUGCCGCCCCGUUUCUCCAUCGCCCCCAGCAGCCUGGAGCAGUCGCUGCGCCGACCCCUGACGGCACUCAACACGGGAACCGAGAGUCCCGCAGAGAAGGGAGGAGCGGCGGACCAGAAGGGGGAGCCGCAGCAACGAGAGACACCUGAGGCAGUUGUCUGCCACCUGUCAGACCUGCUGCAGCAGCUGACCAGCGUCAACGCCACCUGGCCCUCGGAGAAGCCCGACGUUCGGCAAGAGGAGGCCGAGGACCCCGCCUGCAUUCCCAUUUUCUGGAUUAGCAAGUGGGUGGACUACUCGGAUAAAUACGGUCUCGGGUACCAGCUGUGCGACAACAGCAUAGGCGUGCUCUUCAACGACUCGACACGGCUCAUCAUGUACAACAACGGCGAUAGCCUGCAGUACAUCGAACGGGGUGGAGCCGAGUCGUACCUCAGCGUGCGCUCCUACCCUCCCACCCUCUCCAAAAAGAUCACCCUGCUCAAGUACUUCCGAAACUACAUGAGCGAGCACUUGCUGAAGGCGGGUGCCAACAUCACGCCGCGGGACGGGGACGAGCUGGCACGCUUGCCCUACCUGCGCCACUGGUUUCGCACAAAGAGCGCCAUCGUGCUGCACCUGAGCAAUGGGACAGUGCAGAUCAACUUCUUCCAGGACCACACAAAGCUGAUUCUGUGCCCCCUGAUGGCUGCCGUGACGUACAUCGACGAGCAGCGUGAAUUCCGCACCUACAGGCUCAGCAUGAUCGAGGAGUAUGGCUGCUGCCAGGAGCUGGCCAGUCGGCUCCGUUAUGCACGUACUAUGGUGGAGAAACUCUUGGCAUGCAAGUCGUUGUCCUCGCAGGCUCCCACUGCCCCCUAAUCCCCCCCAGCUCUAUGGGUGUAAAACUGCCUGACCAAAUGGUGUGACAGUUUUCCCCUUUUGAAAUGUGCUGACAAUAAAUGGUUAAUUCUGGUGUAUAUAUGUAAUAUUUAUCGUUAAAGGUUUUAUUAUUCGUCGAACACCUGGCUUCCUUUGGUUUCUUGUGAGGAUGUUCACGUUACAGUUCAUGUGGCAAAUCAAGAUGAUGGGGCAGUCGUGUCUGGGGAAUGUUGGCAUUGUCUUCUUGAGUCUAUUUUGAG
Scleropages formosus (Asian bonytongue) is the source of this 2383-nucleotide messenger RNA. RefSeq names its product serine/threonine-protein kinase PLK1-like. The record is from RefSeq and is a predicted model, not a curated record. Gene Ontology annotation, cellular component: kinetochore; spindle pole; cytoplasm. Gene Ontology annotation, biological process: mitotic spindle organization; protein phosphorylation. NCBI's taxonomy places the organism in Eukaryota, Metazoa, Chordata, Actinopteri, Osteoglossiformes, Osteoglossidae. Gene Ontology annotation, molecular function: protein serine/threonine kinase activity; ATP binding; protein binding. The transcript has 11 exons. Bases 333 to 2123 code for a protein of 596 amino acids.